Molecule: messenger RNA, 1895 nt
Organism: Ectocarpus siliculosus
Lineage: Eukaryota; Phaeophyceae; Ectocarpales; Ectocarpaceae
Source: the annotation of a GenBank genome assembly
UUCACACAUCACACCUCUACACCUCUGUGGCAUACUUUCUCCACCCCCCCACCCUUUCUCCGGAUAAAAGGUCAAGGACAAGAACCGAAAACCUGCGCGCGCCAUGUCUGAUCCUACCAACGCCAAGGCGGAUGUUCGCGACUUGGCUGACUCGACCGACUUGACCGGCAAACGAGUCUUCGUGCGGGUGGACCUCAACGCCCCGCUGUCGAAGGACUCGCCGCCUGCUGUGACCGACGCUACGCGGCUGAGCGCCGCAUGCCCGACCAUCACCUUCUUGGCCGACAAGGGGGCCAAGGUCAUUCUCGCCAGUCAUCUCGGUCGGCCCAAGAAGCAGGUGGUGGAUUCGCUCCGCAUGGACCCGGUGGCCGCCAAACUUUCUGAGCUGCUCGGCAAGGAGGUGAUCAAGAUGGAUGACUGUAUCGGAACCACGGUGGAGGAGCGCAUUUCGUCGAUGGGGAAUGGCGAGAUCAUGCUGUUGGAAAACGUCCGAUUUCACUCCGGCGAGGAAAGCAACGACGAGGAGUUCAGCAAGCAGCUGGCGGCGCUGUGCGACUACUACGUUAACGACGCCUUCGGAACGGCGCACCGCGCCCACGCGUCCACAGAAGGCAUCACCAAGUUCGUCGACCGCAAGGUGUCCGGCAUGUUGAUGGAGAAGGAGCUCAAGUACCUCAAGGGAGCAGUGGACAGCCCUGUUCGGCCGAUGGCGUGUAUUGUGGGGGGUGCCAAGGUGUCUUCUAAGAUUACGGUGAUCGAAGCUCUAAUCGAAAAAUGCGACGUCAUCCUGCUCGGGGGUGGCAUGAUUUUCACCUUCUACAAGGCCAAGGGACUCGGAGUCGGCAAGUCCUUGGUGGAGGACGACUACGUUGAUCUCGCUAGAGACCUCAUGAGCAAAGCAGAGGCGAAGGGUGUCAAGAUGCUCCUUCCGGAGGACGUCGUCGUUGCCGACAAGUUCUCUCCAACGGCCGAAUCGGACACCGUUACGGUCGACAGCAUCCCGGAGGAAUGGAUGGGGCUUGACGUAGGGCCGAAGACGAUCUCCGCCUUCGAGGAUGCCUUGGCUCCAUGCAAAACCAUUGUGUGGAACGGACCAAUGGGGGUGUUCGAGUUCGACAAGUUUGCCGCGGGAACGUUCGCCGUGGCCAGCUGCCUAGCCGACCUCACCUCGAAGGGGGCGAUCACCAUCAUCGGAGGCGGAGACUCGGUGGCUGCCGUGGAGAAGGCCAACCUCGCCGACAAGAUGUCCCACAUUUCCACCGGCGGCGGAGCUAGCCUAGAGCUGCUCGAGGGCAAGGAGCUUCCGGGAGUAAACGCUAUCGAGGAGAGGACGUCUUGAACUGGCAUGCUCGUGAUGCUUGCCGUUCGCCGCUUACUUGGCUGCUGCGGUGGGUAGCGCGGUAUAGGCCUCGUUUAGUGCACUGACGGAAUCAUUGGCACCAUUGAGGUAUCGGCAGCGGAACUUCAUGCGGUACUUUGCUGUAGGAUUGGUUAUGUUCUUCUCUGCUGUAUCCCAUAAAUGUAGGUACGUCGUGAUGGGUUGACCGAUAGCGUGGAUGAGACUAAACUCUUUUCCGACACACGUGUAUUUAAGGUGUAGACGUAUUCUUUGUUUCAUUCUUCCAGAGUUUUUCACGAGUUGUGCAUGUGGCCUUCCCUUUAUUGCCGUUCGGCUUCCCGUCUGUACCGAAGUUGUGGAUCUCAGAGUACCAGGACAUGGUUUGAGUCUGCAAGGCAGGCAGGGUCGUCUAUUUCAAAUUGUUUGGUGUAGUGACUUGUGGACGUUUUGGAGGAUAUUUAAUGUUUGCUCGCGUCUGCGGCGGGAAGGUGACAGGGUAGACGUGGGACGGAGUUAGCCGGUAUUGGGGAAAACACCCCCUUGACUUUUUGCGCGU